This is a messenger RNA of Phragmites australis (common reed), 831 nucleotides long. Its product is annotated as non-specific lipid transfer protein GPI-anchored 5-like. The coding region runs from base 49 to 756 and encodes 235 amino acids. The transcript has 2 exons. Lineage: Eukaryota; Viridiplantae; Streptophyta; Magnoliopsida; Poales; Poaceae. The record is from RefSeq and is a predicted model, not a curated record.
CUCAACGAUCAUCAUCCUCGCCGAAACUCGCGUGAAAUCACGGCCAUCAUGGCCCGGCGCUGGCUCGAGGUAAGCCUCGCUCUCGUCCUUGCGGCGGCGACGCUGUCCUCGGCGCAGACGACGGUGCAACCGUUGAUGCCCAGCUGCCCGCCGGCGCCACUCAGCCUGUCUCCGUGCAUCGGCUACGUCUUCGGCGUCGGCUCGGCAACGCUCAACUCCUGCUGCUCCCAGCUCCGGACCUUCCUCCAGGCCCAGGCGCCUUGCCUCUGCGCCGCGUCCAAGCUCGCGCCGAGCCCCGUCGGGCUGUUCCUCGGCCAGGCCCAGGCCAUGAUCCCCAACGUCUGCAACCUGCCUAACCCAUGCGAUGAUGCUACCGGUGCGAGCACUGCGCCGGCAGCCUCCACGCCAUCGGGGGCAGGCAGUUCGUCUCCAGCUACUACUCCAUUGGCUCCGACCGGCCAGGUACCAUCUGCUGCUACGACGGCACCUUCAGCGACUCCGGCGGCAACCACACCAGCGACGUCUGAACCGACAAACACUCCGGCUGCUGAUCCAGACACGUCAGGAGCACCUCCUGCACCAGACGAGGAUUCUCCUGCAGUUGCAACGGCGCCAGGACAGGCUACGCCGGCAGGCGACGGGUCGAAACUCCCAGAACUGCUGCAUGCAGCUGGUUCGAGAAGCUCCAGGGGCACGGCUGCAGGAACUGUAUUGAUCACUGUGUUUCUUGCCUCUGUUGCAACCAUAUCCGUGUAAAUAUAACCUGCUAAGCUAGACAAAAAUCGAAAAGUAUACAACCUACAACAUCUUAUUUGCUAAAAUAUAUAAUAU